Molecule: messenger RNA, 1218 nt
Organism: Corylus avellana
Lineage: Eukaryota; Viridiplantae; Streptophyta; Magnoliopsida; Fagales; Betulaceae
Product: Polyketide cyclase / dehydrase and lipid transport protein
Source: RefSeq, a predicted model, not a curated record
UCCAAAAAGCCGAAAGUGUGAAAAGAGAGAUGUAGAGCAGAGAGUCGAGAGAUAAGAAUAAUGUGAUUCGGACUUGCCAUGGCUGCUGUUGUUUUGCCGUGUGGCAGGUGGGCGGAGGGGAGGAAUAUGCGCGCCUUUCCAAUAACCUCAUUACUAGAACCAUUAUCUUCAUCUCCGGUCUUCUUCCUUAACGCUGCCACCUCUGCUUCUGCUUCUGCCAUAAUUAUAAAUUUAAAUAACCCAAACAAUAAGACCCCCCAAAUUCUUGCUGCUCCAAAAAGGAGCAUCUCUUUCCUCAAGUUCAUACGAUCGUCAACUUCAAACGUCGAUUUGGGUGGCGAUGAUUCUGAUGUUGACGAUUAUUCUUCUUCGCUAGAUGAGGAGGAGGAGGAGGAGGGCAAGUCAGACUUGGAAUGUGGGGAUGGUGAAUACUUUGAGAUUGAGAAGCUCGGGAGGAACACUCGCAGAAUUCGAUCCAGAAUUGCGAUUGACGCUCCCCUCUACACCAUUUGGAACAUUCUCACUGAUUACGAGAGAUUGGCUGAUUUCAUUCCUGGUCUUGCCCUUUGCCAAUUGCUCCAUAAGACUGACAACUAUGCUCGACUUUUCCAGAUUGGACAGCAAAACUUGGCAUUUGGGCUGAAAUUUGAUGCAAAAGGAAUUGUAGAUUGUUAUGAGAAAGAACUUGAGAGCCUUCCUUUUGGUCAAAAGCGUGAUAUUGAGUUUAAGAUGAUUGAAGGAGACUUUGAACUCUUUGAAGGAAAAUGGUCUAUUGAAGAGUCCAAUAGAGGAAGAGAUGAAGAUAGUGAGUCCUUGGUAGGCCAAAAAUUUUAUACAACUCUUUCGUAUUUAGUUGAUGUAAAGCCAAAGCUGUGGUUGCCUGUUCGGCUGGUUGAAGGUAGACUCUGCAAUGAGAUUCAAAUGAACCUUGCAAGCAUCCGAGAAGAAGCACAAAAAGCAGUUCACAACACCCUGGAUGUUCCUUAGUAUUAUAGACUUGUUCUGAUUUGUUGUCCUCUUCAAGUGUAUUUUCUAUUAAGUUUUAGCGCAGUUAGAAUCUUACAAUAUACGAUAUGAUUUACUCUUUUUUACUUUUUUAUUCAAUUAUUAGAUUGAAAAUAGUUGUGAAGUAGAAAAUCAAAGGUCAAGAGAGAAACAAAGAGCAAAGGAUUGAAAGUUCGGUGAAACUAUUAUUGUAAUGAAAUAAUAGCUUCUGUU